Molecule: messenger RNA, 1911 nt
Organism: Haliaeetus leucocephalus (bald eagle)
Lineage: Eukaryota; Metazoa; Chordata; Aves; Accipitriformes; Accipitridae
Product: probable glutamate receptor
Exons: 11
Coding region: 121-1584 (487 amino acids)
Biological process (GO): modulation of chemical synaptic transmission; monoatomic ion transport; synaptic transmission, glutamatergic
Cellular component (GO): AMPA glutamate receptor complex; dendritic spine; postsynaptic membrane
Molecular function (GO): AMPA glutamate receptor activity; transmitter-gated monoatomic ion channel activity involved in regulation of postsynaptic membrane potential
Source: RefSeq, a predicted model, not a curated record
GCAGUUUCAUUGUGCCUGCUCAUCGCGUUGCUUCUGCUAGUACCCAGUCAAACAAACGGAACUAGGAGAGGCUAAAGGAAUCGCUGAAGUUUCCUUUAGACAGUAGAUCUUUCUGCCCCCAUGGAUAAAGGUCUUCACUUCAUGUUCUGCGUGAUUGCAACCAUGCUGCUCCUGAGAGAAUCAAGUCAGACAGGAGCUACGAGGAAUGAUGGUGCUGUGAGUAAGGGCAUUGACUCAAGGGGACCAGAAGAGGGGCUUCCAACUUUGACUGUCACAACAAUCCUGGAAGAUCCUUAUGUCAUGGUGAGAAGUGCAGAACUGGAGGGAUACUGCAUUGAUUUGCUGAAAGCACUUGCUGCAAUGCUUCACUUCAGCUACAAGGUGAAGGUGGUGAGCGAUGGGCAGUAUGGUGCCAUCUCUUCCAAUGGGAACUGGACAGGGAUGGUUGGUGAAAUUUUGAGACAGGAAGCAGACAUUGCAGUGGCUCCAUUGACAGUCACGUCAGCAAGGGAAGAGGUCAUCUCCUUCACUACGCCAUUCCUGCAGACCGGGAUUGGAAUCUUGCUUCGAAAAGACACUGCCUCUCAGGAGAUGUCUUUCUUCCACUUCCUGGCUCCUUUCAGUAAAGAGACCUGGACUGGCCUUUUAUUUGCUUAUGUGCUGACGUGCUUCUGCCUCUUUCUUGUUGCCAGACUGAGCCCCUGUGAAUGGAACGAGCCAAAGAAUGAAGAGAACCACUUUACCUUCUUGAACAGCCUCUGGUUUGGAGCAGGAGCACUUGCCCUGCAAGGUGUCACCCCUCGGCCCAAAGCGCUCUCUGUGCGGGUCAUCGCUGCUGUCUGGUGGCUGUUCACCAUCGCCUUGCUGGCUGCCUACAUCGCCAACUUCACCGCUCUGCUGAGCUCUGGCAGCGAGCAGCUUCCAAUCCAGACUUUUGAAGAUCUUGUGAAGCAAAGAAAGCUUGAGUUUGGGACUCUGGACGGCUCCUCUACUUUCUACUUCUUCAAGAACUCCAAGAAUCCUAUCCAUCAGAUGAUCUAUGAAUAUAUGGACAAGAGACGAGAUCGCGUUUUAGUCAAAACCUACCAGGAAGCAGUUCAACGUGUGAUGGAAUCAAACUAUGCCUUCAUUGGUGAAUCAAUCUCUCAAGACCUUGCAGCUGCCAGGCACUGCAAUUUGAUCAGGGCCCCUGAAGUUAUCGGAGCCAGAGGAUUUGGCAUUGCCACUACCCAGGCAUCCCUGUGGACUAAGAAGCUCUCCAUUGCUGUCCUCAAACUGCGCGAAUCGGGCGAUCUCGACUAUUUGCGCAACAAGUGGUGGGAGACCAGCUGCCUUCACAAAAGUAGGGACAGAUGGAGUCCGCUGCAGCCCCAGGCUCUGGGUGGGCUCUUUCUUACUCUUGCCAUUGGCCUGGCACUGGGAGUGAUUGCAGCUGUGGUGGAGCUCUCAAAUAAGAGCAGACAUGCCGCUGGACAUGUAAAGAAAUCUUGUUGCUCUGUUUUUACAGAAGAAAUGUGCACUCGUCUACGUAUAAAAGAAAAUACAAGACAAAGCCAGGAGACUUCAGGGAGGGCUAAUGCUUAAGAAUUUUUUGCUUAAGGAAUGGGCCUGUAUUAGGUUUAUACCAUAUGUAUUUCAUAGGAACUACAUCAAUGUAGAAAGAUGUUUUUCUGCAAGGCUAGAGUGUUAGUUUUCUAAUUACAAACACACACAGAGAACACUUCUGGAUUGGUGGUGAAGCUGGAUACAGAAGAAAAUUAAGUGGCUUGGAAGAAUUUAAAUUGACAAGGGAUAGAGUGUAAUUGUUAAAAAUAAGGGAGGUUAACAACUUGGGAAAAUAAAUUUGAGAUGGCUAAGAUGGUAGAUCCAUAUUUCGUUUAGAAGUUUACUAUGUAAGUACAUGAAUGCCUG